AUCAAUGAUAGUUCUGACGCAGUCAAACGGUGCGCUGACAUGCUGGGACCUGCUGAGGAAGCAGCAUGAGCCGGUACUGACGACUCAGGUCUGCAGAGAGCCCCUACUGCGGGCGGCUUUCCAUGACAAUGCGCAGUGGGUGGCGUGCGGCAGUGAGCGUGGGGACGUCUACCUGAUGGAGCUAUCUCCAUGUCUUACAGUUUCCAACAAAAACGACAAACAACUUCUUGCCAAUAUGCUAGAUCGUGAAGUCCGUCGUGAACGCAUUAUAGAAGCUCGUCUCAGAGAGAUCAAACUGAAGCUGAAAGCUGAAGAUGAAAGUGUUCAUUCCUUGGGAAUACCAGACCCAAGUCUUGAUGAUGCUGAUAUCAUAGAAGCUACAACUGACUUCUUCAACAUUGUCAAGAAAGAGAAAGAGAUGCUUUAUUAGAAAGACAAGGACAGGAGUAUCAUUGUCAUUGCAAAAUUAUUACCAUCAUUAUUUUUCUGAUGCUUUUUAUUGAAGGUAUUUUCUAUCAACAUGUAUUUUUAGUUUAGAUUUAUUUAAUUAUUUAUAAGUUGUUUUUUAUGGUGUAAGAUAUUAUUUAGAUCACUUAUUUCUAUUGUUUAUUAGUAUUUUAGUAAAGCUUUCAUCGUUUAGAAUAAAUUUUACCUCAUACUUUGAA
Plutella xylostella (diamondback moth) is the source of this 665-nucleotide messenger RNA. Its product is annotated as dynein axonemal intermediate chain 2-like. Gene Ontology annotation, cellular component: outer dynein arm. Gene Ontology annotation, molecular function: dynein light chain binding; dynein heavy chain binding. Lineage: Eukaryota; Metazoa; Arthropoda; Insecta; Lepidoptera; Plutellidae. Gene Ontology annotation, biological process: outer dynein arm assembly; cilium movement. The record is from RefSeq and is a predicted model, not a curated record.